ACACCAGGUGGCUUAAAUGAGGAAGCCGCGCUAUCACAUGUUUCCAUCUUCUUUGUUCAGUGUUGGACCGUUUCAAGUUACGAUGAUGUGAUUGUCCAGUUUUUGUAGCGGUAUCUGUACGAAUGUUGAUCUAGGGUAGACUAAAUAUUGAUCUCUUUUCAGCAUUUGGUGACUGAUGAAGGACUUGUAGCCUUUUGUACAAAGGGCAGAUGUUUAGCCUUUAGUCGACAUGGCCUAUUUGAGGGAGAUUAUAGGCCUAUUAUUUAUUAUUAUAGCGCUAUUCUUGAAUCAAAGCCAUCACUCGGUCUGGAGGGGAAAAACGAAGGGAUACAAAGCUUUAAUUAAAGGAUCAUGCCUGCAGCUGUGGUGAUGGACAAGGCUGCCUUGCCUUUAGAUGGAGGCUGGGGGUGGAUGGUUGUGCUUGGGGCACACAUUUCUAUUGGAUUUGCAUACGCCACACCUAAGGCUCUUUCGAUCUUCUUUAAGGAGAUUCAGGGAGAUUUGAUGAGCAGCUACAGUGAUAUUGCAUGGAUCUCCUCCAUAAUGCUAGCUGUAAUGUAUGCUGGAGGGCCUGUUAGCAGUGCAUUGGUCAAUCGCUAUGGAAGCCGGCCUAUAGUGAUGCUUGGUGGACUGAUGUGUGGGAUGUCCAUGGUCACUGCUUCUUUUGGCAGCUCUAUCGUUUACCUCUACCUGUGCAUUGGUGUUAUAGGGGGGUGUGGACUUGCCUUAAACCUAAACGCAUCACUCACCAUCAUCAGCAAGUAUUUCCAUGCCAGACGUCCUUUAGCCAAUGGACUGGCCAUGGCGGGGAGCCCAGUGUUCCUGUGCUUCCUGGCUCCUCUCAACCAGUUCCUCCUGGAAAGAUUUGGCUGGAGAGGCAGUCUGCUCAUUCUUGGGGCGUUGAUGCUCAACUGCUGUGUAGCCGGAGCUCUGAUGAGACCUGUGCUUACUCCAACUCAGAAGAAACUAAAGGAGCAGACCAACGGAAGUACCACCAUCAAAGACUGCCACAUCAAAAAUGUGAAGCAGUUCUUAGAUUUUACCUUUUUUAAGGACAGAGGCUUUGUCAUCUACCUAAUAGGAAACAUCAUGUUCAUCUUUGGAGCCUACGCACCCAUUGUUUUUCUGUCAGCCUAUGCGGUUAGCCAGGGUGUGGACGAGUACUAUGCAGCCUAUCUGCUCUCCAUCAUGGGCUUUGUGGAUAUGUUCAUUCGCCCAGGCACAGGUCUAAUUGCUAACUCUAAGUGGAUCCGGCCUAGAGUGCAGUACUUCUUCAGCUUUGCGAUGGUGUUCAAUGGUAUAUGCCACUUGCUGUGUCCACUCAUCACAAGCUACCCUUUGCUCGUGGUUUAUGCAGUCUUUUUUGGGGUGGGCUUUGGCAUGGUGUUUGCACUCAUAUUUGAGUGUCUUAUGGACCUUAUGGGAAACCAGCGCUUCCCCAGUGCUGUUGGACUUGUCACGAUCAUUGAAUGCGUUCCUAUGUUACUGGGACCACCUGCAGCAGGUUUACUCGUGGACAUCUAUGGAGAUUACAAGUAUCUGUUCUUGAUGUGUGGAGGAGUCAUUGUAACUGGGGGCAUGUUUCUCUUCAUCAUGAACAUGUACCACUACCACAUGCUGAGGACCAGUGCGGACACAGAGGAGACCAGACAGAACAGCACUGUGGACCAGGGACAGGCAAACGUCUCAGAGGUGGAGAUGCAAGCCGGUCCCGAGACAGACCCAAGUGAGACAAAAGCAUGAUGAAACCAAGCUCACAUGUUUGAACUGCAUUAUGUUUUAACUAACCACUGCAUGUACCAUAUUUUCCGGACUAUAAAUCGCUCUGGAGUAUAAGUUGCACCAGCCAAAAAAAUGCAUAAAAAUGAAGAAAAAACAUAUAUAAGUCACACUGGACUAUAAGUCGUAUUUUGGGGGAAAUUAAUUUUACUAAAUCUGAGACCAAGAACAGACAUUUUAUCUUUAAAGGCAAGUUAUAAUGUUAUAAUAACAAUAAUAAAAUGGAGAACAGGCUGAAUAGUAGUAUAGCACGCUAACGUAACCCAUUUAUAUUUAUUCAGCUACAUGAAGCACAGACAGCAAAAUGAAUAUGUGUCUGGUAUGUUAACAUAAGAUAUUAACAGUUAAUCUGAUAACUAAAGCAUAAAAAACAAGCUACGAGUUUAGCACACUCAAUCUCACGCCAAAUCAGUAAAUCCGUUGAAUUCUUCAUCCUCGGUUUCGCUUCUGAACAACUCCGCCUGCUUUGGAGGUAGAUGAAGCACCGCUUCCUCUUCUGCAUGGCUGUUAUCAGACUCAGCAGAAUACGAUUUUCUUUUAGGGGACAUUUUUCUUCAGUCUUUCUCAGAUGUCUUUUUUACCGUUUUACCGUAAUGUUGAAAUUUUUAAUUUUCAAUGGUACAGGAGGAGUAGAUACUGUUACACAGGCCUAGAGAGCACUCGGGCAGUUGUCAGUGUGACAAUAACAAAGAUGUGAAAUUAUAUAUUUUAAUAAUUUCACAUAUAAGUCACAUCUGAGUAUAAGUCACACACCUGGCCAAACUAUGAAAAAAAAAAAGUGCGAUUUAUAGUCCAGAAAAUAUGGUAGUAAUUGGGGAGACAUUUUUAUUUAUAGUGUCAUUUUGAACAUUGCUAGUUUUAAGAGUUUUAAUUUGAUAUUUCUUGUGAAGGUACAGUAUACUGUGUUUAUACAGACUUCUGUUUACAUUGGAAAGUCUUCAGUCAAGAAAACUUUGUCUUAAAUGUUGUUGUUUUUUAUUUUAUUUGUACAUGCACAAAAGCACAUUGCAUUUUGAAGUUUAAGCGCACAGAAGUUGGAUGAAAUGUGUGGAACUACUGUAUUAGAAUAAUGGACUAUCCAUGGGUUUCAGAAUGAUAAAAGAUUAAUAUUGUUGCCAUAGAAAUGACCAUUUAAAAGAUAUAACACAUUGUCUUGAAUUGUUCAACAGCCAUCAAAAAGGCACAAUAUAAUGGAAAGCUGAAACCUAUGAACAGACUAACCUGUUUUUUGUUUUGUUUUUUUCCCCUACCUGGAAACGAUGAAGGUUUAUGCACAUAUACUUGGAUUAAUUGCCUUGCAUAACUCAGGGGUUAGUCACAGCUACUGUAUGCCAUUUUUGUAAUCAAGUGUGUCUUGUAUUAGACUGUCCAGCAUAUCAACAUCCUGUCUUUUAUAAUAAAAUAGGAUAUUUGACCCUU
Molecule: messenger RNA, 3198 nt
Organism: Periophthalmus magnuspinnatus
Lineage: Eukaryota; Metazoa; Chordata; Actinopteri; Gobiiformes; Gobiidae
Product: monocarboxylate transporter 2-like
Exons: 5
Coding region: 352-1743 (463 amino acids)
Biological process (GO): transmembrane transport; monocarboxylic acid transport
Cellular component (GO): membrane
Molecular function (GO): monocarboxylic acid transmembrane transporter activity
Source: RefSeq, a predicted model, not a curated record